GUAUAUUUCCGAGGGUCUUAUGGUAUAUUUUAUCGGCCACUCCGCGGUCACACUAUUCGUCCGGUUGUUCGUGAAGACGGAAGGUAAAACAGUAUUUGUAAAAUAUAAAUUUGAAAUUUGUGAAAGUACUACAAUAAAGCAACAAUGGCUUCUGGUGUAACUGUGUCCGAUGUCUGCAAGACUACAUACGAGGAAAUCAAAAAGGACAAAAAGCAUCGCUAUGUCAUUUUCUACAUCCGUGACGAGAAGCAGAUCGAUGUGGAGACUGUGGCAGAUCGCAACAGCGAAUACGACCAGUUUCUAGAAGAUAUCCAGAAAUGCGGUCCUGGCGAAUGCCGAUAUGGAUUGUUCGACUUUGAGUAUAUGCAUCAAUGCCAAGGCACCUCUGAGAGUUCAAAGAAGCAAAAGCUGUUCCUUAUGUCAUGGUGUCCCGAUACUGCUAAGGUUAAGAAGAAGAUGUUGUAUUCCAGCUCUUUCGAUGCUCUCAAGAAAUCGCUGGUGGGCGUACAAAAGUAUAUACAAGCCACUGAUCUGUCCGAAGCCUCCCGGGAAGCUGUCGAGGAGAAGCUUCGCGCCACCGACCGCCAAUAAAUCGUAUGGGAGAGAGCACUGUGCAUUGCAUUUAACGAACAAGCAAGGCAUGCAUAAAACAGCGAUCGAAACACACACACGUAUCCUGUUGAGAUCGCCAAU
Molecule: messenger RNA, 693 nt
Organism: Drosophila guanche
Lineage: Eukaryota; Metazoa; Arthropoda; Insecta; Diptera; Drosophilidae
Gene: tsr
Product: cofilin/actin-depolymerizing factor homolog
Exons: 4
Coding region: 145-591 (148 amino acids)
Biological process (GO): cell motility; actin filament severing; actin filament fragmentation
Cellular component (GO): cytoplasm; actin cytoskeleton; actin cortical patch
Molecular function (GO): actin filament binding
Source: RefSeq, a predicted model, not a curated record